UGGUGAAGGAAGUCCCAACCCGCUGCUGGUGCCCAGAGCAACGCUGCAGGGUCUGGGUCUGGGUCUGGGCAUGGAGGCGGAGCCGCCGCUCUACCCUGUGGCCGGGGCCGCAGGCCCUCAAGGGGAUGAGGACCGCCUCGGAGUUCCUGAUGGGCCAGAGGCUCCGCUGGACGAGCUGGUGGGCGCGUACCCCAACUACAACGAGGAGGAGGAGGAGCGUCGCUACUACCGCCGCAAGCGCCUCGGCGUGGUCAAGAACGUGCUGGCGGCCAGCGCGGGUGGCACGCUCACCUACGGUGUCUACCUGGGCCUCCUGCAGAUGCAACUGAUCCUGCACUAUGAUGAGACCUACAGGGAGGUGAAGUACGGCAACAUGGGGCUGCCGGACAUCGAUAGCAAGAUGCUGAUGGGUAUCAACGUGACUCCCAUCGCUGCCCUGCUCUACACACCUGUGCUCAUCAGGUUUUUUGGUACAAAGUGGAUGAUGUUCUUAGCUGUGGGCAUCUAUGCCCUCUUUGUCUCUACCAACUACUGGGAACGCUACUACACGCUGGUGCCCUCUGCUGUGGCUCUGGGCAUGGCCAUUGUGCCUCUCUGGGCCUCCAUGGGCAACUAUAUUACCAGGAUGUCCCAGAAGUACUAUGAGUACUCCCACUAUAAAGAGCAGGACGAGCAGGGGCCUCAGAAGCGCCCACCACGCGGCUCCCACGCACCCUAUCUCUUGGUUUUCCAGGCCAUCUUCUAUAGCUUCUUCCAUCUGAGCUUCGCGUGUGCGCAGCUGCCCAUGAUUUACUUCCUCAACUACUACCUGUAUGACUUGAACCACACGCUGUUCAACGUGCACAGCUGCGGCACUAAGAGCCAUGGCAUCCUGACUGGCUUCAACAAGACGGUUCUGCGGACAUUGCCACGCAGCCGAAACCUCAUUGUCGUAGAGAGUGUGCUUAUGGCAGUGGCCUUCUUGGCCAUGCUGCUGGUGCUGGGUCUGUGUGGAGCCGCUUACCGGCCCACAGAGGAGAUCGACCUGCGCAGCGUGGGCUGGGGCAACAUCUUCCAGCUGCCCUUCAAACACGUGCGUGACUUCCGCUUACGCCACCUGGUGCCCUUCUUUAUCUAUAGUGGCUUUGAGGUCCUUUUCGCCUGCACUGGUUUCGCCCUGGGUUAUGGCGUGUGCUCCGUGGGGUUGGAACGGCUGGCCUACCUGCUCAUAGCUUACAGCCUGGGUGCCUCUGCCGCCUCCUUUCUGGGGCUGUUGGGGCUGUGGCUGCCUCGCUCAGUGCCCCUAGUGGCUGGGGCAGGACUGCACCUGCUGCUCACCCUCAGCCUCUUUGUCUGGGCCCCAUUGCCUCGGGUCCUCCAUCACAGUUGGAUCCUUUACGUUGUGGCUGCCCUCUGGGGUGUGGGCAGUGCCCUCAACAAGACCGGACUUAGCACACUCCUGGGCAUCCUGUAUGAAGACAAAGAGAGACAGGACUUCAUCUUCACCAUCUAUCACUGGUGGCAGGCCGUGGCCAUCUUUGUCGUGUAUCUGGGCUCCGGCUUGCCCAUGAAGGCCAAGCUGGCAGUGUUGCUGGUGACCCUGGUAGCGGCAGCAACCUCCUACCUAUGGAUGGAACAGAAAUUGCAGCAAGGCCUGGUCCCGAGACAGCCGCGCAUUCCGAAGCCGCAGCACAAAGUGCGUGGCUACCGCUACCUGGAAGAAGACAACUCAGACGAGAGCGAUGUGGAUGGCGGAGGCGAGCAGGGCCCGGGGGACUGUGCGGAGGAGGAGACUCCACAGGCAGGGGCCCCGGGUGCAGAGCCAGCUGGCCCCUGCCGCAAGCCCUGUCCCUAUGAACAGGCUCUGGGUGGUGAUGGGCCUGAGGGGCAGUAAGAGACUCAGGGCCCUGCCUGGCCUGCAGUCUCCGCUUUCCCGCUUCUCAGCCUCAGUUUACUGUGUCUCAGGUUGAAGGUCCCCCUGAUUCCUGUUCCUUCUGCCAGAAGAGCCCUCCUUUCCCUCCCAGACAGAGCCUGGGGCCACCUGGAAGUUCCCCCAGGGAGAUGAGGGUCACCUUCCAGAACCCCCACCCUGUUUAAGGGGAAUGCCUCAGUCAGCCUAGAUCAGCGAGAUCCCCUUCCUACAUGUCACACCUCAGGGUGUGACAGCCUUUGACUGGAGCUUUGCAUGUCUUACCCACAGGUACCCCCACCUCAGAACAGGGACUAUUAUUUUUGAUAGAAAAUGGUCAAUAAAGAGUUUUGUAUUUUCUGGA
This is a messenger RNA of Onychomys torridus (southern grasshopper mouse), 2252 nucleotides long. RefSeq names its product unc-93 homolog B1, TLR signaling regulator (gene Unc93b1). Gene Ontology annotation, biological process: intracellular protein transport; toll-like receptor signaling pathway; toll-like receptor 9 signaling pathway. The transcript has 11 exons. Bases 71 to 1873 code for a protein of 600 amino acids. Gene Ontology annotation, cellular component: lysosome; endosome. The record is from RefSeq and is a predicted model, not a curated record. Gene Ontology annotation, molecular function: Toll-like receptor binding. Lineage: Eukaryota; Metazoa; Chordata; Mammalia; Rodentia; Cricetidae.